This is a messenger RNA of Symbiodinium sp. CCMP2592, 4569 nucleotides long. Lineage: Eukaryota; Dinophyceae; Suessiales; Symbiodiniaceae. The record is from the annotation of a GenBank genome assembly.
AUGCACUGGGCUGUCAAGAGUGUUCGCAAGCAGCGUCUCGAACAAGCCACCAGCAUCAGCUUGUCCGUGGACGACCGCAAGGAGUAUCGUUUGGUGAGGUACCGUUGCGAUGUUCCACCGCGCACUGCCAAGCAUGUUCCUGAAAACACAUUGGCGGAGCACGAUGCGGACAAGAGUCAGGUGAUGGCAGACAGCAUAGGCAUAGUCAUUGACAGGGCCUGUCAGGAUCCGGAAGGCAAAACUGACGAGGAGUCCUGCAGCCGCUUGAAGCUGCACGUGCGGCACUUUGCAGCCGAUCAGUGCACAUCUGCCCGGAAGUGUGGCAGGUUGUUGGUCACUGGCGGCCAGUAUCCUAACCUGGUCUGGGUAAGCCAUGAUCCUGCGCACCAGGUUCGUAUUGCCUACCAGGACCCUCUUCACGCCAUGCCCGAGUUCCAAGACCAGUGGGGGCGUUUGUUUGCUCCCGGCAAGGGCAAGCAUGCGCUUAUCCCGGACAUCCAGAACUCAGAAGUCUGGAAGGCCAGGCUCAUGGCGGCCCAGCAAGAGGUUCUCAGGCUCCAUGGCUCCCAGGCUGGUGUGGAGAAGGAGAGAAACACGGUCGAGAUUCGCUCCCGAGCAGAGCGCGCCUUGCAAAACAUGAAUGCAGCAGCCCUCAUGCGCUGUGGACUCACUUGCGACUACAAAUCUGAGUGCCUGGGUUUCUUGCGCAGGAACUUUGACAUUGAGGAUCCAGAUGUAUCCUGCACCCCCAGAGUGCUGGAAGAGUUCACCAAGCGCCAGCGGUUCUUAUUUGUGGAUGGAUACAUCCUCUCCGACAGCUCGCAGGUUCCCAGUUCCGUGGACGGCUCCGAGGCUCCAGGCUCCCAGGCUCCCAGGAGGUGUGCAACCCAGUUAGUUUACGAGGAGAUCCAGACACCAGAGCCGAUCUUCUAUGGCAACAGAGUCCACUACCUGUGCACGAAGGCCGGCAUUUCUGAUGUAAGGCAGAUCAUGGGAACUAUGGCGCACGUGGUCGAGGCGAUGCUGGAGCGUUUGCGAGUAGAUCUGACGGAGGAUGAGAUCGCCGUGGCUCUGCAGGUAUUCAACCUUCGGCUGUGGCAGGAGACGAACCGACAACAGGAGCUAGUGGACUCUACACGCAAGCUCUGUGAUAUGCUCAAGCUUUCGCACGGGGAGAUUGCGAAGAGUCGCAAUCUUGCUUCAGAGAAAGUCAAGGCACUCGGGCACCCUGGCCUGUCCGACACCUUUUGGACAUUUGCAAAGACUGUCCAGCUGCUCAAGGUCGAAAAAGUCCAGGCUGGUGAGGAACAGAACUUGAGGUACAACAACACCUUGUACAACAAGGCCUUACACCAGGCUGCCACAGCAGCUGUUGCAGUGCUGCGGGGUCCAUCCGGUCCCGUGGAGAAGGCUGACCGGAGAUUGGAGCUGGAAUUUGGGCGGGGCAUCUUGAGCAGUCAGUACUCGAAGUUGAGCAAGCUGUUAUCGCUGACCAACAAGCUCGCAUCUGCUACCAGAAACGCUGUAGACCUGACGGCCUGGAUGAUCGACUCCUUGACUCUGGCCCUGCGCAUGAACAUGGUCACGCCAGCUAAAUGCACCGAGAAGUUUCUGGAUCGAGACCGGAAGACAGGCGAUGCUGGCUUUUGGUUGUCGCGCAUGCUGGUGGUGCAGGUCUUCGAUUAUGCAGCAAAGCUGGCGAACAAGUUGCCUGAGCCGGACAAGGUUAAGCUGAUAGGGAUUUUGGCUGAACUCCGUUGCCCUUCCACAUGUUGGGAGAAAUAUCUCUGCCAUGCUGAUGCUGAUCAAGGGGCUGCUGGAGAGGACGACAUGGACGGCGAGGACCCAGAGGACGUGGAGCGCCCUGUUCCGCAGUCCAAGAUUGGAGCUGUUAAAGAGGGUUUCAACAAAGCCAUUGGCAUGCUUUUGGAUUUGCUGCUGGAGCUGAUGUCGGGGAAGUACUACAAGGAUUGCUGCAUGCUGGCUUCGAGUGAAGAUGGCCUUGCAAAGGCAUUGACAGCUGCACAGCUUGGAAGCUCGGAUGACACGGAGCACGAGGAGCCAUGUGCGCUUAUCACUCAGAUUAAGAUCAUUGUCGACAAGUUCGACAACAGCACGAAGUCCGUUGGUGCCACAUCUGCGGCUCCUGCUCCGAGUUUGCUCCAAAGCCUGGCCAAUGCUUCUGAAGCUGACACACCCGAGGAAUGUGUCGAGCGUGAGCGGCAGUGGAAGGCGGUGCAAACGGAACGCCGCAAGUUCGUGUCGUUCUCGGUACCGAACAAGAUCUCGAAGGACUGCAUAGUCAAUGCGUUCAGAGGUUGCGGCAAGGUCUUCACGCACAAGGGCACCUUAAACUCUUCGCACCGCCUGAUCGUUGCCAGUGCGGAUCUCUUGGCAGAGGCUGGUACCGGCCCGUGGCUCAAGGGCACUCCGCCAAGCGAGGAAUGGAAAGAGAUCUGUGCCUUUGCCAAAGACAUUUCUGGGCCCGAGGAUUUCGUUGUACUCUUCGACGGCAGAAUGCGGGAAAUUCGCCGCGUGUCCGAAGACCUCCUGCUGAACCAGCAGCACACCGAGGAGUGCACCAUCGUGUACUCAGGUGGGUGGCCGCCGAGAACUGGUCGCACUCGCCGCGUUCCGCUGGCUGCAAAGAAGGUGGAGACAGGAGCGGUUAAGUUCCCGGUCGCACGCACCAAGAUUCAGACGACGAAGAAAGGCUCCUUCACAGUCUGCGGCGAGGCUUCUACGUACCAAGUCACUUACUCAGGCGUGGAGUACCGUGCGGUUUCUGAAAUGCCCCUCGUGUCUGCAGACACCAAGAAGAAGAUCAUUGCUCCGGCAACAACCGGCGACCUCCCGACACCGCCAGAGGACUGGCAGGAUCGCCACGGCUCCGACGUACCCUUGUUCUGGAACGAGGCGAAGCCGAUAGCAUAUUGGAAUGCCAUCAUUGAGGAGUUUUGCGCGGAGGCAGUGUUUGACCUCACGGCUGGCACCGGUGCUCUGAUGGAGGCUUCUUUGACUGCCGGCAUCGCAUACCACGGGCUUUGCAGCCUCAACAAGGAGCACAUGUCGUGGGUCCAUGCGGUUGCUGAUCGCGCAGCUUGCGGAAUGAUGGCUUUGGAGGGAUCCACUCUUUACUCGGACGAGAAUGCCAAGGCGGUGAAGAAGCAUUUCCCGCACGUUCUGGAGAGAUUGUCCAACCAAGACGACCAGGACGAGGCACCUGCUGAGCCAGAUAGUUCCCUGCUUGGGUUCGACAUGGGCUGCCGAUGGAGGCCUACCAGACGCCUCUGGGGCAAAACCAGUCUCAAGACGGCUUCUCGUCGGAUGCCCCGGGGGUGCCAGCAUGGUGGCAGCAAAUCGCAGAGCUUGCGGAAGCAGGCUGUGAAAGACGGCUUGGUCCCCAAGGCUCGAAGGGCCUUCGUCAUCUGGUUCCAGGAAAACUCCGAAGUCAAGAAAGGCGCUCCCAAGCACGAGUUUCUCAAUGAGAUGAAGCAUCUUGGCGCAGUCUGGCAGGGCAUGACCGACAAGCAGAAGGCACCAUUCAUGGCGAGGAGCAAAGAUGAGUUCAUGGCUCAGCGAAGUGCACUGGCCGUUCUUGGCAUCAGGAUGCGGGGCUCCACGACCAGUGCGGGCGGCCCCGACGAGGCGAAGGACCCCCCUGCCGCUGACGAAUCUGGCGGUCGCGUUGGCCCAUUUGAGCUUAAUGGUGCAAGGGCUCCAAUUGGAGGCGGAGCCUAUGGCAGUGUCUACAGUUGCCAGCAUCCGCAAAGCGGCCUUAACGUGGCGGUGAAGGUUUAUCGUGGCUCCGAUGGCCCCGCGGAUUGCAGGCACGAAGUGGAGCAGAUGAAGCUUCUAAUGAAGGCCGUUCCGCAGCAGAAGAUGAUGUGGUUCCCGCUUCUUGUCAGCUCGGGUGUCACGGGCAGACCUUGGCCAUGGAUGGCUACUAGCCUAUGUGGGCCCAGCCUGGCAACCGCACUUCGAAAUCCUGCGGCGCAUGGCAAGCCGAGGACGUGGUCUGUGGCAGCUCAGCUGAGAAGUGCACUGCAGACCUUGCAUGACGCAGGCAUCCUACACUUGGAUGUGAAACCUGGCAAUGUUCUUUGGUGCCCUUGCACAGAUCAGGUGCAGGUGUGCGACUUCGGCAUGAGUGAGAACAUGGCACGGCUCCAGAAGGCUUCUCAGGCUCCCAGGUUCCUGCAGUAUGUCACGGCUGCCUAUCGACCUCCGGAGCUGUGGCCCGCUCGUGUGAAUGGCGAUGGAGACUGCGGUGUCAGAAAGCAGCUGCUGACUGCAGCUGUGGAUAUGUGGGCCUAUGCUUGCGUGGUGUUUGAGGUGGAGACCGGGAAUCCCUUCAUGCCCAAGGGGGAGGCCGGACUGAGAGCGUGGUGCAAGCAGUGGCCCGAGCUGUGGAAAACACGCAGCGACUUAGCCAAUUGCCCCGCUGCAAGUCACACGUGCUGCACAAAGGUGCUUCGAGCCGGUAAAUGGGGGCUGUUUGUGUUGGUCGGCUGUGCUCCAGACCCCGGAAAGCGGCGGUGGCCGGAGCUCUGUCUGAAUCAGAAAUGA